This is a messenger RNA of Vitis riparia (riverbank grape), 1055 nucleotides long. Its product is annotated as tetrapyrrole-binding protein, chloroplastic. Bases 127 to 933 code for a protein of 268 amino acids. The transcript has a single exon. Gene Ontology annotation, cellular component: chloroplast. Gene Ontology annotation, molecular function: tetrapyrrole binding. The record is from RefSeq and is a predicted model, not a curated record. Gene Ontology annotation, biological process: chloroplast-nucleus signaling pathway. Lineage: Eukaryota; Viridiplantae; Streptophyta; Magnoliopsida; Vitales; Vitaceae.
CUCGUUGUAAUCUUGUCGAUGAACCCCACUUUCCCUCUUCACCCAUUUCUUAUCUCCCAAACAACCCCCAUCUCCCUUUGCACUCAAAUAAUGCCCUCCUAAACUCACCACCAUCUCCACUCACAAAUGGCAACCAACUCACUCCAAUCCCUCAGCAACCACCACCACCUCCUCAAGCACUACCACCACCACUCCAUUGAGUCACACCCAUCGACAUUCUCUUCACUCUUCCUCAAACCCGCCACCAAUACAAACACAACCAACCUGUCUCACACACUCACAACCCCACCAACAGCCACAACAACAACCCCUUUUGCUCUUUCUUCCACCACCUCCUCCACAACACCCUCAACCUCCCAAGCCAUUUCCUAUGAUGUGCUCCAACAACACCUCUCCUCCAAGAACUAUAGGCAAGCAGAUGAGGAAACCAGGAGGCUGCUGAUAGUGUUGGCAGGCGAGGCAGCAGUGAAGAGAGGGUAUGUGUUCUUCUCUGAGGUGCAGUUCAUACCAGAGGCUGAUCUCAAGGCCAUUGAUGAGCUGUGGAGGCAGCACAGUAACAACAAGUUUGGGUACAGUGUGCAGAGGAGAAUAUGGGAGAAGGUGAACAAGGACUUCAGCAGGUUUUUCCUCAAGGUUGGGUGGAUGAAGAAGCUUGAUACAGAAGUUGAGCAGUACAACUACAGGGCCUUUCCCACUGAGUUCAUGUGGGAGCUCACUGAUGACACCCCUGAGGGUCACUUGCCAUUGACAAAUGCACUUAGGGGGACACAACUACUCAACUGCCUUCUCGGCCACCCAGCCUUUCAGGGAAAUGAGGAGGAAGAAGAGGAAGUUGCAGAAGAGAAAGGUAGUGUUAAUGGUGGGUUGGGGGUUUUAAGAGAUGGGUCAAAGCCAUUGAGCAAGAGUGUCUUCAAGCCAGACUACAGCUUUUAAAUAUUGGCAUAUAAAGCAUACACAGAGCUGGAUUGGAAUGUUUGCUUCCUUAUCAAUUACAUGUAUUGAAAACUUGAAGGUGGUUAAUUGAUUGGAAUGGUUUUUCAUUUUUCCCUUACAAA